GGGGCCUCCGGCCGGCGCGAACCCGGAGACCUUGAGCUGCGCGGCGACAUGGGCUGGUGGCGGGGUCUGCUGCGCUCGGUGUGGGGCUCCCUGUCGAAGGAGGUGAGGGAGCACGUGGGCACGGACCAUCUGGGGAACAAAUACUACUACAUCGCCCAGUACAAGAACUGGAGAGGACAGACUAUUCGAGAGAAAAGAAUUGUAGAAGCAGCCAACAGAAAAGAGCUAGACUAUGAAGCAGGAGACAUCCCAACGGAGUGGGAAGCAUGGAUUAGAAGAACAAGAAAGACUCCACCUACUAUGGAGGAAAUACUAAAGAAUGAAAAAUACAGAGAAGAAAUUAAAAUAAAAAGCAAAGAUUUUUAUGAGAAAGAUAAGGUCAGUAAAGAGCCCAGCGAAGAACUGCUGCCUUCACCUGCUGCAACUCAGAUUAAAGGACACGCUGCUGCUCCGUACUUCGGGAAGGAAGAACCCUCAGUGGCUCCCACCAGCACUGGUCAGACUUUUCAGCCAGGCUCAUGGAUGCCAGAAGAUAACAAAAGACAAAAUCAUUGAAGCACUAUGGGAAAGUCAUUUCAUUGAUGUGGAUGUGGCUAUUUCAACAAAUAAAGGUUAAAAGUUAAUCACUUUGCAUUUUCUGUAUACCCUGUGUUCCAUAAAGCUUGUGGUAUUUAUUAUGUAUAAUGUGAUGCUGUAAAUAUAGAAGCUUCAAUAUAUUCAGAUUUGAAUCCUAUGCUUGAUUUUCUCACCCUUCCCCUCCUUGGAUUACCAUGCUGGCAAGUGUCAUGCCACUGUGAACACUCAGUACAUAAGGUCCUCGGGCUCAGUUAGGAACCAACCACAGAUACUGUGAGGAUAACAAUGGGCUUCCACAGCUGCUAAAAAGGAAAACUUGGAUAGAACAUAUGAUUUUUUUUUUUUUAAUAGAAAGUACUAGGUUUGCUGGUAAGUGAUGCAGGAACAGUCAUUUGAAUCUCCUACAUAAUAAAUAAGAUAUAAUUUUGGCCUGAU
Onychomys torridus (southern grasshopper mouse) is the source of this 1011-nucleotide messenger RNA. It is a transcript of the gene Ndufaf2, whose product is annotated as NADH:ubiquinone oxidoreductase complex assembly factor 2. Lineage: Eukaryota; Metazoa; Chordata; Mammalia; Rodentia; Cricetidae. The record is from RefSeq and is a predicted model, not a curated record. Gene Ontology annotation, biological process: mitochondrial respiratory chain complex I assembly. The transcript is spliced from 4 exons. The coding region runs from base 49 to 555 and encodes 168 amino acids. Gene Ontology annotation, cellular component: membrane.